This is a messenger RNA of Suillus subaureus, 1794 nucleotides long. RefSeq lists its product as uncharacterized. NCBI's taxonomy places the organism in Eukaryota, Fungi, Basidiomycota, Agaricomycetes, Boletales, Suillaceae. The coding region runs from base 412 to 1488 and encodes 358 amino acids. The transcript is spliced from 4 exons. The record is from RefSeq and is a predicted model, not a curated record.
GAUGCCAAGGAGACUGGAAUCGAACCAGAUUUUCGUGAGCGCCUCCACUGUCCCUGUCAACUAUCACACGCAAGACUACUAUAGGGUGAAAUAAAGGUCACAGCUCGAUUGCCAAAUCUGUUCAACGACCUUCAAUUGUCGUGAAGACAACAAAAGGUCUUGAAUGGCCUAGUGGUGCCGAUCGAGUAUGCCGAAGCCAUUGAGUGAGAUCACCUUUCCACAGUUCUACACUUGCCCACACCGACCACCUUUGUAACAAUGCAAGGUCUCUAGCUGUGGAUGGGGGGUGUUUUACCUAAAGGUCGACUAUAAGAAACUACAAUGGCAAGGGAUGCGACGGUUGGCGGAACGUUAGACUUAUUUCCUCCUUCAAAUCUCCAUCUCUAACAUCUCAACCUCCUUCACAUUGACAUGCGGACAUUCAAAUCAGCUACCACUUGUGAGCCACAGAAACCUCCGCAUGUUAUUAUAAGCGAAAACUUGGACCUUGAAACAGUCACAUCAAACGUCGAUUCAGCGUUGGUCUCAGCUACCAGUGAUGGGCCACAGAAUCCUUCGGAUACGAUUAUAGGCGAGGACUCGGACCUUCAAAUUGUCAGGAACGGUGUUAUCUGUCGUCAGCGGCAGCUCAUCGAAGGGACGGCCGAUGUCGUUCAGUCCAACACCUUGCGCGGAAGCUUUUCAUCGCCUAUUUGGCGCUUGCCAACUGAAAUUCUUUCGGAAAUCUUCCUUUACUGUUUGCCCGAAGACGAACAUUGGGUAUAUUCAUCAAAACUGGCUCCUUUGCUGUUGACUAGAAUAUGUCGCCGAUGGAGAGAUGUCGCUGUGGGCUUGCCCAGAUUAUGGUGCAGGCUGCAGUUGGAAGUCUGGCACAACACCUGGCAGGAGAGAGCUUACCCCCGCGAUGACUGGCAGACAAGAGCUUUUGGCUACGACUCCUGGCUCAAGCGAUCAGGAGCAUGUCCACUUUCGCUGAGACUCAAGUGUCGCACUGACUGGAGCAAGCUACAAAGUCUGCUCCAGCCAUAUAUUCAGCAAAUCUCAUCUCUCUCGCUUGACUUUCUAUCCUCCAUCGGCCCCUUUGUGAUGGAAGACUUCCACGCACUCAAGGAGCUCACUAUACGCCAAUACAUUCGUGAUCGUCCUGCGCGAGGGAUCAAUCGCUCUCUCUUAAAAUUGCCGGUCAAUCUGCGCAGGAUCAACAUGAAGGAUCUAUGGUUCGACCUGCAGGCAAUUAAAUUUCUUCACUGCUUCCGCAUGGGCCCGUCUCACACAUAUCGAGAUCGGCAUAGAUGGACUAGAUGCAUUCACCCGCAUACUCCGUCUAUGUCCCGAUCUCUGUUACCUGAAGAUGAUUGGAGUAUUCUACACUAUUCAGACUCCAGAAUCAGUCGUGCACACCAACCUUCAAUCCUUAUCCAUGUCUUGGAGCGUACUCUCGAACACAGACGAGGAUCUUGGCCUAUUCGAGGCUAUCACACUCCCUAACCUUCGCGUACUUGAAGCUCGUCAUACGGGGCGGUGGCCACGUGAAUCAUUUGUGGAAUUUUUGGCGCGGUCAGAAUAUCCCCUAAAGAGGCUGAUUUUCGACAAUUCAGUGUGGACAACAGCACGGGAACGAGCAGAAUACGCUACCCUUGUUCCUUCGUUCGAAGUAAUUGCAGAUCCUGAAAGCAACUUUAAUGUAGAUGAAGAAUAGAAGCACCAAUAUCUCCAAGCGACUUUUUUUGUUUAAACAGAUAUCGUUAGCUAUUGUAACCUAUUUCAUGAAAUGAAUGAAUCAUGAUGAUAUUG